Messenger RNA from Zasmidium cellare ATCC 36951, 315 nucleotides. RefSeq lists its product as uncharacterized. The transcript has a single exon. The record is from RefSeq and is a predicted model, not a curated record. NCBI's taxonomy places the organism in Eukaryota, Fungi, Ascomycota, Dothideomycetes, Mycosphaerellales, Mycosphaerellaceae. The coding region runs from base 1 to 315 and encodes 104 amino acids.
AUGAAACACAUCGCAAUCUUCGCCAUCGCCGUGGCGGCCAUCUACGCUUUCCCAACCGUGCUUCAAAAUUCCGAAGUCUUGCCACAUCUGCGUGAGCGCGACUAUGCACAACCAGGCUGCACUGUCUCGAAGCAAUGCAAUGCUUACUUGGCGGUGUCCGAUGCACAGGCUCAUAUCCCAUCCACGGACAAUGCUGCCACACUUGCCAGCAAGGCUCGUAACAAUUGUGGUGCUGCGGCUCUUUGCAAGACGUUUGAUGCGCAGGAUCAGUACGUCUCUACGUCUGGCCCAUACGCAUACAAGUCUCCGGGAUAA